Messenger RNA from Xenopus laevis (African clawed frog), 5023 nucleotides. It is a transcript of the gene zmym2.L, whose product is annotated as zinc finger MYM-type containing 2 L homeolog. Gene Ontology annotation, molecular function: zinc ion binding. NCBI's taxonomy places the organism in Eukaryota, Metazoa, Chordata, Amphibia, Anura, Pipidae. The record is from RefSeq and is marked provisional.
CUCCCACUGUGCCCCGGGACUGGACGGGAGUUAGGCUGCGGAGGAAGGAGCGUUGUGUGUCUUGCGGACAAGAUUUCUCUUGUGGACUCGGCCGACGGACAGCCGGUAUUCUACUGGAAGUUGUCAUUUUAAGAACCCCAUUUUAAAAAUCCUAUAUUUAAAAAGUAAAGGUGUGCAUGCAGUCCAUUGUGUCUUCUCCAAGAUGAUGGCAUCUUAGAACGGCUGGGGAAACGGCCUUUAAAAUUAUGCCAUAAAGGGUUUGUAAUGGAUAGUGGUACAGUAAAUGAUUGGAGCAUAUAAAUAGCAGUUCUUUUUUUAUCUAAUAAAAUGGCUACGGGACUUAAAAAUGCUGGCACUGCUUUUGGAGGACCAACACCCUCCACUACCUUCCAAAGCACUCCGGUUGAUGAUGACGAUGAUGUUGUUUUCAUUGAGCCUGUACAAAUUGCACGUAAUACUGCAUCAGCUGAACAGAGAAAUGUUGGAUUUUCAUUAUCAAAAUGAAUUUCAUAGGAAUGAUUUAAAAUCACAUUCUUCCAACAAGGAUUUGGAUUCUUUUAAGGGGGCAAUAAGCGAAACGAUCAUCAUUGAUGAUGAGGAGGAUGUAGUAGUCAGUCAUGUGCUUGAGAAGCAUGCUUCUAGUUUUAGUGACCGGAGAACGAUGGAUUCUAGCAGACCUGUUAAUUUGGAUUUCCCUUCUUCCUCCAACUUCUCAAGAAACACUGUUAAUACUGGAAUGACAAGUGCUGGUAUUACUACAGAGCCAGAUUCAGAGAUUCAGAUUGCUAAUGUAACUACUUUAGAUUCAGGCAUAACUUCUGUGAAUGAUGGUCCGAUUCAGAAUGCCGAGGUGCGAGACAUGAAUCUGAUGAUAACCCAUGUGACAUCUCUGCAGAACCCUGGCUUAGCAGACAUGCCAAAUGGAAUGCAGUCAAGUAAUUUUGGGGUUCAUGUGCAGACAUAUCCCUCUCCUCAUGCUUCACAGAACAAGUCUGGCAUGGGACCAUAUAAUCCAGGUAGAAUUAAUGUCGGUGGUGAUGUUUUUCAAAAUGGAGAGUCUGCAUCACAUCACAAUCCUGAUUCCUGGAUAUCCCAGUCUGCUUCAUUUCCCAGGAACCUAAAGCAGACAGGAGUGGAUUCUCUUUCACCUGUAGCCUCACUUCCAAAACAGGUUUUUCAGCCACAGCAACAGCAGCAGCCGCCAUCAAAAGCUGUUAAAGUCACUUGUGCAAACUGUAAGAAGCCACUUCAGAAAGGACAGACAGCAUAUCAGAGAAAAGGAUCCACUCAUCUGUUUUGUUCAACAGUUUGCUUGUCAUCGUUUUCACAGAAACCAGCCCCAAAGAAGCUUUGCACUAUGUGUAAAAAGGAUAUUACAACAAUGAAAGGGACAAUUGUUGCCCAGGUUGAUUCAAGUGAGUCAUUUCAGGAGUUCUGUAGUACAUAUUGUUUAUCUGUCUAUGAAGAUAAACAGAAUGCUUCCAAGAACCAGAACAAAUCGAGAUGCACUAUUUGUGGCAAAUUAACGGAGAUUCGCCAUGAGGUUAGCUUUAAAAACAUGACACACAAGCUUUGUAGUGAUCACUGCUUCAACCGAUACAGGAUGGCUAAUGGCUUAGUCAUGAAUUGUUGUGAGCACUGCGGUGAAUACUUGCCGAGCAAAGGAGCCGGAAGUAAUAUACUUAUGGUCGAUGGCCAAUGGAAGAGGUUUUGCAGCCCAGCCUGCCUCAGUGAUUUUAAGAUGAAAAACAGCAAACUUACGAGUUGUACGGGAUGUAAAACACAGUGCAGGUCUUUCGAUAUGACCCAGUGCAUUGGAACUAAUGGGCACGUCGAACCAUACUGUUCUACAACUUGCAUGAACAAUCACAAGACUAAAUAUGCAAAACCUCCUAGUCAAAAUGCAGGCAUUAUUUGUCAUUUUUGUAAAAGAAACUCCUUACCUCAGUAUCAAGCCACAAUGCCUGAUGGGAAACUAUACAACUUCUGCAGCUCUGGUUGUGUAGCAAAAUUUCAGGCAAUCAGUAUGCAGACAACCACAAAUGGGCAGCACGUUAGCAGUGAUAUCCAGUUAAAAUGCAACUACUGUAAAAAUGUUUUUUCUUCUAAACCAGAAACACUGGAGUGGGAGAAUAAAGUCCAUCAGUUCUGCAGUACUAAUUGUUGUGGUGAUUACAAGAAACUUCAUUGUAUAGUAACGUACUGUGAAUACUGUCAGGAGGAGAAGACAUUACAUGAUACUAUGAAAUUUUCUGGAGUCAAAAAGCCAUUCUGUAGUGAAGGUUGCAAACUACUAUAUAAACAGGACUUUGCAAGAAGAUUGGGAUUAAAAUGCGUGACUUGCAACUAUUGUUUUCAGAUGUGUAAGAGGGGGGCUUGCAAAGAGUACGAUGGCAUUCUGAGAGAUUUCUGUGGAGAGGAAUGCGGUAAAAAGUUUCAGGAAUGGUAUUAUAAGGCUGCAAGAUGUGACUGCUGUAGAACUCAAGGAACCCUUAAUGAAAAAGUACAGUGGAGAGGCACAAUAAAAAACUUUUGUGAUCAGCAGUGCUUACUACGGUUUUACAACCAGCAAAAUGAACCUAACAUGUCAACUCAGAGGGGGCCUGAAAACAUGCAUUAUGAUCAGGGUUCUCAGACUGCACGGACAAAAAUUCAGGGAGCAAGCUUAUCUGCAUCUCCUGCUAUGUCAAAAGACAUGAAGAAUAAAGCUGUUCUGUGCAAACCACUGUCCAUGACAAAGGCAACUUACUGCAAGCCUCAUAUGCAGACAAAAACCUCCCAAACAGAGGAAGAUGUAAAUACUAAGUAUGUCCCAGUGCCUAUUCCUGUUCCUGUGUAUGUUCCAGUCCCUGUGCAUCUCUACAGUCAGAAUGUUCCGGCUCCCACUGUUAUCCCAGUUCCAAUCCCUGUUCCAAUUUUCCUGCCUGGCUCUUUAAAAGAUGCUGAAAAAAUAACUGAACAAAUAGAAGAAAUAAUAAGUAAAAGCCCCAUACAAAUUUCUGAAUCAGACCCGGUAAUGGUAACAGAACCUGUGAAAGAAGAGAAAGCAGAAGGACAAGAAAUUAAUCUUGCAAAGGAAGAAAAGGCAGAAGAAAAGGCAGGUGAAAGGGCAGAAGAGGAAGACUGUUGCAGUUCUGCAUUUCAGACUGCUCUGCCUGAUAUACCGUAUGACCCAGAUCUAGAUAUUGAACUUGAUUUCCCAAAAGCUGCAGAAGAACUUGAUACUGAAAACGAGUUUCUUUUACCACCUGUGUUUGGAGAAGAAUAUGAGGCGCAGCCUAAGCCAAGGUGCUUUAAAAAGGGAAAGAAAAGAAAGGUCAUUUCAGAUUACCAAACUUCUGAUGAUCGCUCUGAAAACUCAGAAUGUGGUUUCCCUUUUAAAUAUUCUUAUGGAAUAAAUGCUUGGAAGCACUGGUUAAAAACACAGAAGACAAGUAACGAUGAGUUGUCAACAGAACCAAGCUUCACAAAGUCUGUAAAAUUAAAAGAGGAACUCCUACAGCACAGUCCAAGUGAACUCAGUUGCUUAUUGGCAGGCUUUGUCAAUGAGAUUCGAAGGCCAAACUGUGAAAUCUAUGCACCUGACAGCAUCUACUACCUGUGUCUUGGGAUUCAAGAGUUCUUAUCCAGGAGCAAAAGAAAAGAUAAUGUAUUUUUUGACCCAGACUACCAUGCAUUUGGAGAAGAGUUAAACAAAAUCAUCAGAACUUGGCAGCCUAGUAUUCUUCCAGAUGGAUCUAUUUUUUCACGGGUUGAAGAAGAAUAUCUGUGGCAACUAAAUCAACUUGGAACCCAAUCUCCUAUGUCCCUUCUGUUUUCUCUAUUAUAUUUCAAUACAAAGUAUUUCAACCUAAAAACCGUAGAACAGCACUUGAGACUUUCAUUUGGCAAUGUUUUUAGACAAUGGAAAAGCAAUCCUCUAACUAAUGAGAGUAAAGCCUGUCUUCAGUACCAAGUGACAUCGCUUUGUGAAAGUGACAGUGAAGACAAAAUUGCCCCAGGAAAAAGAAAGCACGAGGAUGAAGAGCCAGUAUUUGAGCAACUUGAAAACACAGCUGAUCCUUCUCGGUGCCCUGUAAACAUUUUUGAUUACUAUCUCUCCAAAAGUCCACAGAAUUUGAAUCAGAGAAUGGAUGUCUUUUAUCUGAAACCUGAAAGUUCUGCCUCGACCGACUCCACUAUAUGGUACACCUCUUCUUCCCUGGAACGCAACAUAUUGGAAAAUAUGCUAAUACGGGUUCUACUGGUAAAGGAUAUUUAUGAUAAAAAAAGUUACGAACUGGAUGAAGAUACAGACUAAUUUCUGGGAAUUAAGCAGUCGCAGUAAAGAAAAAAAAAACAGCAUUAGAUAGAGAAGCUGCUAGAACUAAAAAAAUAAAUAAAUAAGAGUUAAACAUUUCAUGUUUACUCCCCAUGUAUUUUAUGAGUUUUGUAGCAGAGUGCCCAGUGUGGUUACACCCAUGUAAAUACGUGUGUGACAUUUUCCUUGUAGUGAAUUUUAGAACACAUAACACACACAAAUACACCUCUAUUUUUUUGUUAUUAUUUAUUUGAUUAGCAAUGUUUGUAAGUUUUUACAUUACAGAAUCUCAAUGAGAAUGUGCCAUGUGCUUUUCUUUUUUUCUUUUUUUUCUCCCUCCUCUCCUGAUAAACAGUUAUUCACAUUAUACAGUUUUACUGCUGAACAACUCCACAAAAAAAAAAAACAAUUGAGUGUGACUUGCACCGUUUCAACCUAGAAUAUGCCAUGUCGGCAUUGGUUUUUAAAAGUCUUCUUAUUAGUGGAUUGUUUCCAUUUUAGUUUGGGAAGCCCUGUAAGCUGAGAGACUAAGAGAGAUUCCAUCACCUGUACCAAAAAACAAGAGAAAGGGAAAUGCUGUUAACUGUGUACUGUACGGUGAAGCAAUCUAUACAUGUGAAAAUCUUUUAAUUUUUUCCCCCUAUUGAAUUUUUUUUUUUUUUUUUUAAAUUUGCCUCCCUCCCAUCUUAUUUUUCCCCACUCUGAUUAAAACAUUAUCAUGUC